AAUAAGUGCUUUGCGUACCCCUUCGAUGCGCGGGAGAAAGGUCCAGGCUGCGGGAAAAAUCCAGAGCGGCGCGCGGGAGGCGACUUCUCCUAGGCCGCGUCUCCCGCGACUUCUCCUAGGCCACGCGACGCUAGCAGGCAAAUAUUAUUUAGUUGAUGCUGGAUAUACAAAUGGUCCUGGUUUUCUAGCUCCGUAUAGAUCAACCCGCUAUCAUUUGAAUGAGUGGGCUACAAGUCAACAGCAGCCCCAAACUCCAAAAGAGCUAUUUAACUUGCGUCAUGCUCGUGCUAGAAAUGUGGUAGAGAGAACCUUUGGCUUGUGGAAGAAAAAAUGGGAUAUUUUGCGUGAACAAAGUUUCUUUGACAUAAUGGACCAGGUAUAAAAUACUCAUAUGAUGUGUCUUUGCUAGUUUAAUUCAGAACUUACCUAGUUUAAUUUGACAUCAUAUUAAUCUUUGCACAGAUUCGCAUUAUUAAUGCUUGUUGUGUCUUACACAACUUCGCAAGAGAGAGGCAGCAUGAGAUGGAUGAUCUAUUAUUGCAAGAAGUGGACAGUGAGAUAGCUGCUUUGCCAACCGAGCGCCAUGGCUGAACUGAAAGCAAAGAGGGGUAGUCGUACUUACCUCACAUGGACAGAUGCGAUGGAUCUAGCUCUUUUGGAAGUUCUUGUGGAGCAUCACAAUAAUGGAGACCGUGGUCAAAAUGGUUGGAAGCCACAUGUCUACAAUGCUGCCAUAAGAAAUGUGAAGGAUAAGUGCAAUGUGGAUAUCACAAAGGAUAAUAUUUCCGCAAGGUGCAAGACCUUUGAUAAGCACUAUGAAAUCAUUAGCAAGAUACUAUCGCAGAGUGGCUUUGGGUGGGAUUGGGAGAACAAUAGACUUUCUAUGGACAGCGAAGAUGUUUGGUUUAGAUAUGUGGAGGCUAACAAAGGAGCAGCAUGCUACAAGACAAAAGUGGUGAAGAACUGGGAUGCAAUCUACACUAUAUACUCCAAAGACCAUGCCAAUGGUGAAGGUGCCAAGACAGGGACUGAAAGUGGUCAAGAUGUGGUGAAUGACAGUCCUACAAAUGCCAAUGAAAACUCUCCGGUGUUAGCUCCAAAGAAGCAGCGAACUGGUGAUGCAAUUAUGGGUGUACUUACUGAUAUGAAAGCUUCAUUUCAAGAGGCUAUGCAGUCCAAUGCACCUUUAGAAUUGCCAAAGAAGACGGCUCCGUCUAAGAUCCUUGCAGCGCUUCAAGAAAUUCCUGAUUUACCUCGUGAAGACAUGCUACGAUCUUAUGGUAUGCUGCUAAGCCGUGAUGAUCGCAUAUUUGAAGCUCUUAUGGAGCUCCCAAUGGAAAUGAGGAAAGAUUGGCUGCUGUUUGAGAAUGAGAGGAAGUGAAGUAUGUGGAGACAACAUAGUCUUUUGCUACUUCAGGAUGCUAGUUAAAACUUGUUCUCCUAGUUAGUUAGUGGAGAAAGACUUUGCUUUUGCUACAAUGUAGUAGUUAAGAACUUGUUGAAAUAUUAACUAGUUAUCGUCAUGUUGUAUUGUCACAGGUAUUGUAGUAUUUAUUUGUGAUUUGAGUGAUCUGAAUGUUCA
Zea mays is the source of this 1582-nucleotide messenger RNA. RefSeq lists its product as uncharacterized. The record is from RefSeq and is a predicted model, not a curated record. The transcript has 4 exons. The coding region runs from base 584 to 1381 and encodes 265 amino acids. Lineage: Eukaryota; Viridiplantae; Streptophyta; Magnoliopsida; Poales; Poaceae.